AUAAUUAUUAAACAACACUAUAAAAAUGAAAUUGUUAAGAAAAAUUUGAUUGGUUAAUUUUGGCACCAUUUGGAUUUUGAUCCCAUUUACAACCUCCAGUUUUUAAUUAUCUUUAUUUAAUUCAAAAUAAAGAUAAAUGGCUGGAAAAUCAGGAAAAGGAAUCGGCAAAGUCAGUGCAAAAAGACAUGCUAGAAAACCAAACAAGGCUUCAAUUGAAGGAAUCACUAAACCUGCUAUCAGAAGAUUAGCUAGAAGAGGAGGAGUCAAAAGAAUUUCAUCAUUCCUCUAUGAUGACUCAAGAAAUGUUUUAAAGAGCUUUUUGGAGAAUGUUGUCAGAGAUGCUAUCACAUACACUGAGCAUGCUAGAAGAAAGACAGUCACUGUUAUGGAUGUUGUUUACUCAUUAAAGAGAUAAGGAAGAACUCUCUAUGGAUUUGGUGCAUGAGUUUUAUUUUCAUUAAGGAUUAAUUAAUUUACCUUAACUU
This is a messenger RNA of Paramecium tetraurelia, 485 nucleotides long. RefSeq lists its product as uncharacterized. NCBI's taxonomy places the organism in Eukaryota, Ciliophora, Oligohymenophorea, Peniculida, Parameciidae. The transcript has a single exon. Gene Ontology annotation, molecular function: DNA binding; protein heterodimerization activity; structural constituent of chromatin. The record is from RefSeq and is a predicted model, not a curated record.